This is a messenger RNA of Cuscuta campestris, 1486 nucleotides long. The record is from the annotation of a GenBank genome assembly. Lineage: Eukaryota; Viridiplantae; Streptophyta; Magnoliopsida; Solanales; Convolvulaceae.
UCUCUUGCUCAUUUCUAGCACUCUUCUUUGCAGGAUCAAUCGGAAUUGGUUGAAGAAUGGGUUCAUUGGGAGCGAGUGAAGAUGAUGUGGUGGGAGCUUUUCCGGCGGUGGGCAUCGGGGCGGAGGAGGGGAAGAAGGGAGGGGCAGAGAUGGAAUUUGACCCGAGUGCGCCGCCGCCGUUUAGGAUUGGUGAGAUUAGGGCAGCCAUUCCGAAGCAUUGCUUUGUGAAGAAUCCAUGGAGAUCUUUGAGCUAUGUUUUGAGGGACUUUUUGGUAGUGGCUUUCUUGAUGGCCUUAGUGGUUCAUCUUGAUUCUUGGGUUUUUUGGCCCCUUUAUUGGGCUGCUCAGGGCACUAUGUUUUGGGCCAUCUUUGUCCUUGGCCAUGAUUGUGGGCAUGGGAGUUUCUCUGAUAGUGCUCUGCUCAACAGCGUUGUUGGCCACAUUCUCCACUCCUUCAUACUUGUACCAUACAAUGGAUGGAGGAUUAGCCACCGAACCCACCACCAGAAUCAUGGAAAUGUUGAACAUGAUGAGUCUUGGGUUCCUUUAACUGAGAGUUUGUACAAGAAGCUGGAUGACUCCACUAAGUUUUUCAGAUUCAAGAUCCCAUUUCCUUUGCUUGCCUAUCCUGUAUACUUGAUAUGGAGAUCUCCAGGGAAAACUGGAUCUCAUUUCAGCCCAUACAGUGGCUUGUUCCAGCCUGAAGAGAGAACGUGCAUUGCCAUUUCAACUGCUUGCUGGUCACUAAUGGCUGCUCUCAUCCUCUACCUCUCAACAGUGUUUUGCCCUCUUCUAGUGUUCAAGCUCUAUGGCAUUCCCCUUUUGAUAUUUGUGAUGUGGUUGGAUCUUGUCACCUACUUGCAUCACCAUGGCUAUGACAAAAAGCUUCCAUGGUAUCGCGGCAAGGAAUGGUCAUAUUUGAGGGGAGGGCUGACAACAAUAGACCGCGACUACGGAAUCUUCAACAACAUUCAUCAUGACAUUGGCACACACGUUAUCCACCAUCUGUUUCCCCAGAUUCCUCACUAUCACUUGAUCGAAGCCACGAAAGCUGCAAGCCCGGUGCUGGGGAAGUAUUACAGAGAGCCAAAGAAAUCUGGGCUCAUCCCAUUGCAUCUUCUUCCUGUUCUGUUUAAGAGCAUGAGCGAGGAUCACUACGUGAGCGACGAAGGGGAGGUUGUUUUCUAUCAGACUGAUCCACAGCUUACGGGUUCGAAGAAGAUGGCUUGAAGAUCAAUGGGUUAUCAGCAACAAGUGUUUGAAGUUUAUGUUUAAGUUCUUCUAUAGAAUUAUGAUUACUAUAAACUAGUGGAAUGGAGAGGUUAUAGACAUGGAGGGUUUUUUUGUUAAAGAUUCUAUGGCCUCCAUUGUAAUCAAAAUUUCAAAAGUAUUAUUGGGAAUUCAAUAAGAAGUCAAAAAGGACAAUUAUUUAAGUGCUAAAAGGCAUCCCUUUUUUUCAGUACGAAUGUUGAAUUUUUGGUGCCAUU